ACAACUGAAAGGGAUACUACUGUGUGUGUUUAGAAGAAGGUCAACCUACAGAUUAAGAGAAGGACGGUUUCGCUAUGCCAUGGGUGUGGCAGCAAUUAAUCCAUAUUUAAGGAAUUCCUACAGAACAUUGGAUAGUGGAAGUAACAGCUAUGCCACAUGUGUUUCCAAUAAUGGGGACCACCUUCCCAGUAUAAAGCCUACUUUUGAUUGUGCAGAAGUAGAAGCAGUCCUGGAGACAGCAUGUGGUUCUUUCCAUCCACCACUUUUACCACCUGUUUGUCCUCUUGACCUGUUGGAAGCAUUGCAGGUUCAUAAAAGCUGUAUCAAUUCCCAUUCAGUAUAUUCAGUAAAUCUGGAGAGAUUAAUAGCCAAAAUCUGGCAUCCAACCCAAGAGGUGUUAGACCAGGAGAAUCUAGUCAAGCAGGAAGAAACAAUGAAAAAAUACCUUGCCAUUAAUUAAGCGCAAACAUUUUUUUUUACUUUAAAAAAAGGAGGGGUUUUAAGAGUGUAUUUAUUUUGAAUGCAAGUGUGAAAGAAGUAAGAAAAAUAACUGCAUGAUUCUCAAAUUGGAUUUUGUAGGAAACACUUUUAUUGUAAAAUAAGAUUGUAUAUCAGGAAUAUUUUUUUAAAAAUAGUUAAAACUAUGUAAUUUCUGUUUUCCUGUUCAGGUGGUUCUCAUGGAUGUACAUUUUUAUUAUAAAAAUGUAAGAUAAAACAAAAUUAAAUAUUUUUUAAACAAUAGCUCUUGUUUAAUGAAAGUACAAUUUUAAGCUUGGAUUAAAAGUUUUACAAUGGUAAAAUUAAAUGUUUAUGAUCAUGUUUUCUGAUGUAAACAGGUAUUCCUUAUUAAUAAGAGAACUUAAAAUAAUCCUGACAUUGUGCAUUCUUAAAUGGUAAACCUAAAAAUCAGGAAAGGUAAUAUUGGAUUUGUUGUUUCUACAUACAUUAAAAGAUGACACUAAGUUGUCAAGUGAUACAACAAGUUAUCUUGAAAUAGACCCAAAGGAACUAUUCAAUUUAUGUACACAACUGUGUAGAAUGUAAUUUUGUUUUUGCUUUUCCUCUUCCUAUUUUAUCCUAUGAUUUUAAUAAUUAACACUUAACAUACUUCCCUCACUAGUGAUAAAAUAAGUGAUCAUUUAGUUCAGAUUGAAUAGCAUUCACCUUAUCCUUCAAGUUAGCCUACCAAAAUAUGAAAUCCAGAGCUCUUGUGGUUAAAGGAACUCUAUGUUACAAAUAAUUGACUGCAAAGUGUAAAGGAUUGUAUCAUCCUAAAAGAGGGACCAAUGUAUAACACUUGCUUUAUAUAUAUAUUCCUCUGUAUAUCAUUCAUUAGCUUGUUUUGAGUUACAAAUUACAUUUUUGUAUAUAAACAAUCCUAUUAACUGCCAUGUUUCUUUUUUGAAUGGAAAUUAUAUUUUAUUAAUUCCAUAAAGAAUUGAUUAAGAACUCUAAACUUAUCUCGAUAUAAAUUAGAUAUUUCUUUUAAUGUCUUUAGAAAUAAAAUAAAUUAAAAACAAUUUAUUAUUACCCCGAUUGAUAAGGCUGGUUGUAAUUUUGGAUUUGUGUGUAAAAAAAUUAUAUGCACAAAUUUUACUUAAUGAAAUUAA
Molecule: messenger RNA, 1610 nt
Organism: Limulus polyphemus (Atlantic horseshoe crab)
Lineage: Eukaryota; Metazoa; Arthropoda; Merostomata; Xiphosura; Limulidae
Product: transcriptional adapter 1-like
Exons: 3
Coding region: 80-460 (126 amino acids)
Source: RefSeq, a predicted model, not a curated record